GCUGUUGGUCCCACUGUGGAGAAGGAGAGUUCCAGUGUUGGACAGAUGAUUGUGUUCCCUAUGCUCAGCGAUGUGAUGGCCAUGAUGAUUGUGGAGAUUUCAGUGAUGAGCAGAACUGUGUGUGUGGGUCAGGAGAGUUCCAGUGUCCUGAUAACCUCUGUUUAAGGAGCAACCAGGUCUGUGAUGGAAUAUCAGACUGUGACCCAGGAGUGGAUGAACUCAUCUGUGAAACUAACGUUCCAGUGAUCUGUGGCCCAGGACAGUUUCCCUGUAGAAAUGGUUCGUGCAUUCCCAGGCGGGAUAUCUGUAAUGGAGUAAGUAAUUGUGAACACGGUGAAGAUGAAACUCCAGGCAGAUGUCCAGGUUCUACUGUGGAAGCUGUUUCUAUCACCAGCCCAACCCCGUCAUCUGCUCAAAGAUUCCCUUCAGCAACAGCUGUUUGGCAGUGUCGCUAUUUGGAGUUCCGAUGUGACAGUGGUCAGUGUCGACCACGUGGCUGGGUGUGUGAUAAUGAACUCGAUUGCCCAGAUGGGAGCGAUGAGAAGAACUGUAACAGGACAUGUCUAACCGGAGAGUUCCAAUGUGGGAGCAGCUCCCAGUGUAUCCCACUCUGGCAGUUAUGUGACGGCAUUGCUCACUGUCAGGACCACUCUGAUGAGACUGUUGACCGUUGUGGUUCUAUCAGGAUUCCCCCCUGUCCUGGGAGCUUCCUCUGUAACAGUCUAGUCUGCAUCAAUAGCACACGCGUGUGUAACGGAGUCAUGGACUGCGAGCAGGGUGAAGAUGAGCUGAACUGUGAACGGGGCAUCCCGACAUCACCGGUCCCACAGAGGAAUGGGACAAUGAGCAGCUGCAUUGAAUAUACCUGCUCCAAUGGGAGGUGUAUCACCUUCAUACAGGUUUGUGAUGGAGUCAAUGAUUGCAGAGACAGCUCAGAGAAAUCUAGUGGGAUUCCCUCGGAUGAGUUGAAUUGUGGGAAAUGGUCUCCAUGGGGAUUAUGGAGCCAAUGCAGCCAGAGCUGUGCAGCUGGAAUACAGACUCGGGAGCGAGUAUGUGAGACAUCAUCAACAGACCUACUCAAGGAGUGCAGAGGCCACAAGACACAGACUCAACAGUGCUUCAGCCAGGCCUGCCCAGUCGAUGGGGAGUGGACAGACUGGACGUCAUGGUCAAACUGUAGCCACCACUGUGAGGGUGUUGUGAUUCGCCACCGUGAGUGUGUUGGCCCAACAAAUGGAGGGAAACAGUGCCAGGAGCUGCCAGGCUCAGGCAGUCACAUGGAUAUCACUCCAUGUAAUUUAGAUGAUUGUCCAAGCGUCCAGCAUUGUCCUGGGGAACUGGUGAUGCGGGACUGUGCAACCUGUCCUUUGACUUGUGCAGAACUGAGCACGAACAGCAGCUGCUCUGGUAAAGGAGGCUGUUUCUCAGGUUGUUGGUGCCCAGAGGGCCUGCUCCUGGAUGAUAACCAGCAUUGUGUUCAGGUAGCAGCCUGUCCCUGCUAUGUCGAUGGGCUGAAGUACUGGCCAGGGCAGCUGGUCAAAGUUCACUGUGAGAUCUGUCACUGCCACCAGGGUCGUCUUGACAGCUGCCAACACAACCCCCAGUGUUCAGUCGACUGUGGCUGGUCGGUUUGGUCUCCCUGGGGGGAAUGUCUCGGACCAUGCGGAGUGCAAAGUGUCCAAUGGUCAUUCCGAAGUCCUAACAAUCCGAAACAGCAAGGACAGGGGCACCAGUGCCGAGGGAUUUACCGCAAAGCUCGGAGGUGUCAGACUGCACCGUGUGAAGAUUGUGAAUUCCAGGGUCGUUCCUACUCCAUGGGGGAGCGGUGGAAAGUCGGACAGUGCGAGGUCUGUCAGUGUUUCGAGGAACUCCAUGUUCACUGCUCCAUGUACUGUCCAUACACAGCACUCCAAUGUCCACAGGGACAAAAACUCGUUGAAGGAUCAGCUGAGAGCUGCUGCUACUGCACCGAGAGAGGUUCUGUUGACUCUGUGAUUCCCUCAGCAUUGCCACAUUACUCCACUAUCCCGUCCACAACGACAGAAGCAGUAUCGUCCACCACAGUGCACCGUGCAUGCCAGACAGGACAGUUUCAGUGUCACAAUGGGCACUGCAUCUUGGCAGGGCCUGGAGGAUAUGUGUGUGAUGGAGUUAAUGACUGUGGGGAUGGUUCGGAUGAAUUAUACUGUG
Molecule: messenger RNA, 2190 nt
Organism: Chiloscyllium plagiosum (whitespotted bambooshark)
Lineage: Eukaryota; Metazoa; Chordata; Chondrichthyes; Orectolobiformes; Hemiscylliidae
Source: RefSeq, a predicted model, not a curated record